Medioppia subpectinata is the source of this 544-nucleotide messenger RNA. NCBI's taxonomy places the organism in Eukaryota, Metazoa, Arthropoda, Arachnida, Sarcoptiformes, Oppiidae. The record is from the annotation of a GenBank genome assembly.
CCUAUAUUUACUGCCAUUUAAAUUGCAUUUGAUUUGUAUUGCGUCUCAAAACGUAUGGAAAUCGCUAUGAAUUGAUUGCAAAAACUCAAACCACUAAUGAUUUGAUGCAUUCAAUGAUUAAAUAGUGUUUGAAUUGAUUGUAAUAAUAAUGAGAAUAUCUGCCGAUUGUAUAGACGCCGAGUGCGAGACCACCGCCAGAGCGGCAGCGGAUCAGUUGAGUGACACACUGUUGACGAUGUCGUUGUCGGACAACAGACCCAAUGAUGACAUUCGUGUCAUCUAUAAAGUGAAGUACUCGUCAAACGAGCCGUACGUCAGCCUUCAGGUCAUUCCGUUGGCCACCAAAGGCACCGCUGAUGGCGGCGAAGGGUAUCCAUCGCAUUGGCAUGAAGUCAAACAGCAGGUCUUGGAUCUCAACUUCAAGGACAAGACAACAGCGCCCAAGAAUGUGGUGUUUAUGGGACGGGUUGUGUCCGCUGGCUAUGAGGCGCCGCUCGUCAACGACGACGAGUAUUUGACUGCUCUUAAAGUGAGUCCUCUUUCU